Molecule: messenger RNA, 1920 nt
Organism: Brenthis ino (lesser marbled fritillary)
Lineage: Eukaryota; Metazoa; Arthropoda; Insecta; Lepidoptera; Nymphalidae
Source: the annotation of a GenBank genome assembly
AUGCUCAAUGGUUGUAAAGGACCCUUGAAGUUAAAAUACAUGCAGGCACAGGAAGAAGUGACUGAAACAGUGUACAGAUUAAUAAAAGUGUGUGAUUAUUGCACCUGCAGUGAAAUACCAGAUGUGGAUGGUACACAUUUAGUGUUAAAUAUUCAGUGUUCAGAAUUGGAUAGGAUAGAAAAUCUAGCUGAUUUAGACAAAAUUCAAUGGCCAGAUAAUCCAAAUGGAUUAAAAAUCGCUGCAGCAUUCGAAGGGUUGGGACUUUCCACGCUAGGCAAGCUACCACCUAAUUCUCAAGUAGAAACACUUCAGUUUACCAACAAUGGCAUCAAAACCUAUUGGCCAGACCCUUUUCGCGAUGUACCCAAUUUGAAAAAGUUAUCUUUCAGUCAAAAUGAACUACCGGAAAUAACUCCUGACCUGUUCACGAAUGUUGGAGGACUAGAGGAUUUAGAUCUGUCCUAUAACAAAAUAAUACAAUUGAACGUUUUAGAUUUUAAAAAUUUACAUCAUAUCAGAAGACUGAAUUUACAAAGUAAUCUACUCAAAAAGAUACCAGUAGACGCUUUGCAACCCAUGACCAUGCUUGAAGAUCUAGAUCUUAGCAAGAAUGGAAUAUUUGAUAUACUAUUAAGACGAAUAGAAAGUGAAGCAUUUAAAGGUAUAAAAAGGUUGAAUUUGAACAGUAACAGAAUCCGGACGGUGGGAAAGGAAUCAUUUCCUGAAGACAAUAAUAUAGAGCUCCUGGAUUUAUCUAACAACAUAAUAGAGGUGAUCGAAGAGGAGUCCUUGUUGGCGUGCACGCAUUUAAGAGAAUUGAAUCUUGCGCAAAACAACAUAACGUUCACUUUUGCGCUUCCUUCAACUUUGCAGAUCGCUAUAUUGAAGAUAAAUACCUUGUACCACUGGCCGAAGUUUCCAAGUGGCAUCACGUAUAUUGAUUUAUCGUAUAAUCGAUUAUCCACAUUAUAUGAUGAGGGCAAUGUGGAUUUUGAAAACUUGGAGGUUCUCAAUAUUGGAGGCAAUCAGAUAAAAGAUUUCCAAAUAGAGCGAAAAUUACCUAAAUUAUUUAGUUUGGAUAUAUCAUAUAAUUUUAUUUCUGAUGUGCCCAAGUGUUUAAGCAGCCUGAUCUUUCCUAAUUUAGAGGAGUUGAGAUUAGAUGGCAACCCACUGGAGAGUAUUUAUUUUAAAAAUAUAAUAGCUCUAAAGAGUUUAUAUAUGAAUGAUUUGAACAGACUCUCUGUGGUCGAAGAUAAGGCUUUUAGUAAUGUUAUUGGGCGAAAUGUUGAUCAAGCUCUGGAAGAAAAUAAUUGUUUCUCUCUUUAUCUAUCGAAUUGUCCUUCGCUGACGAAGAUACAAGAAGGUGCAUUUGAUGCUACCUCUUUGUGCGUGCUAGACAUAAGCAAGAACAAUUUAUCAACAUUAUCGAAAACAUUACUCGACUGGUCGUCGAUGUCUGAGGGGGCCAACUUACAGUUCAAUCCCUGGCAUUGCUCGUGCGACCUACAAUGGGUGUUGGAUGACUUGUUGCCGCAAAUGUACCGAUCGAACUCACGACUGCUCGCUGAACUCAGAUGUGCAUCGCCACGCGCGUAUUCGGGUCUGAGAUUAGUGCACUGGUACAACUGGACGGAGCAGGCGAUGUGCAAUGACCAGUACACGAGAGGUGGCCCACACGGCACGUAUGUGAUCGAAGGAUCAAGAGAACCCGGGUCCAACGUCUCAUCACUAACACUAAUUUUAGGAGGUUGCAUUAUAAUAUCGUUGCUUAUCGCAAUCGCGCUGACUGUAUACCUCGUGAAGAGCCGACGGAGACAUAGGAUUAAACAAAAUGCACUCAAACGUAAACGGCAAAACGCGUCGGACGCAUACAUUUCUAACGGAUCCCAAAAGGAACAAUUUUCUGCUCUCAAUAGAGCG